Messenger RNA from Fusarium oxysporum Fo47, 1221 nucleotides. Its product is annotated as S-adenosyl-L-methionine-dependent methyltransferase. The coding region runs from base 1 to 1167 and encodes 388 amino acids. Lineage: Eukaryota; Fungi; Ascomycota; Sordariomycetes; Hypocreales; Nectriaceae. The record is from RefSeq and is a predicted model, not a curated record. Gene Ontology annotation, molecular function: methyltransferase activity. The transcript has 7 exons.
AUGGCUUACGCAACGGACAAUGGGCACGGCUCAAGUUCGACGAGAAGUGGUGGCAGGCCCCUUGCGCAAACCUCGAUGUCGGCACUCACCGCCGCCUCCUCGUCGAACUAUGCGCCUAGCGUGUCUAGUGACAGCCAAAUCCAAAGCCAGAGCGGGGGUAUCCCUGGCACACCCGUGAGCGGACGCUCACGUCGCUCAGGCGGAUGGGACCGGCAAACGCUUUCCCCGACAGCGGCUGCAAGAGCCGGAGUUGAUGAUCUUACGAUUGAAGACCAUGCCGUUGAUCAGCCAAGCAGUCUUCGGCCCAAGGAGGAUCUAGAUGACUCUUCUGAUUCUUCAGAUGAAUACAUGACGAGUUAUCGGCCUUUGGAACGAAAUGUCAUUCAGCACACCGUCAUCAUCGAUGUCUUCGAAGGGCAGCUUCAUUUAGCACCUAUCUCAUCAAAGCCGAGGCGGGUCCUUGAUGUUGGCACUGGCCCUGGAGCAUGGGCAUUGCCGCCUUAUACCAGAUCUAACUGUAGCUUUAUCGCAAUGGAUAUUACGCAUGAUUGGGACUUCACCGGCGGCGGUAACUUCGAUUUUAUUCACAUUCGACAACUUGGCGAUAUUCAGGAUAAAAAGAAGUUAGUCCAAUCGACUUUUGACAACCUGGAGCCUGGAGGAUGGGUCGAAUUUACGGAAUGGAUCGCAAUUCUACAGUCACCAAAUCAUUCAUUGGACGGCACCGCAUUCCGCAAAUGGAAUGAUCUGCUAGAGCAAGGAAUGCGCAGUUUUGGUACAACGCUGUACUACCCGAAUAAAUUCAAGCCAUUGCUACAGGAAACAGGCUUUGAGCAUAUCAUUGAGACCAGAAACGGCGCGCCGACAAAUGCGUGCUAUCCUGGGAAAAGGUUGCAGCGCAUAGGCCAUCUAAUGACGCAGAACUGGCUGCUUGUUCUUGAGCCAUUAACAAUGCCUGUUUUUACGCAAGCGUUAGGCUGGUCUCCGGAUCAAGUCAAGUCGUUUCUGGUUGAUGUACGGAAAGAGAUUGGCAACACACAAUACCAUUCCUUCAUGACGCUAAUAACUAUUUGCGCCCAAAAGCCGUUAAAUAGUUCAUCCACGUCGUCAAAGUCGGCCUCAGCUUCAGCCUCCGCAUCCGAAUCUUCUCUUCCCACGAUAAAGUAGGUCCUCCGGUUUGACCAGACGCACUUUGAACACGACCCGCGAGGUUGCCUUCAC